This is a messenger RNA of Carassius gibelio (silver crucian carp), 9088 nucleotides long. RefSeq names its product inositol 1,4,5-trisphosphate receptor type 2. The coding region runs from base 299 to 8389 and encodes 2696 amino acids. Gene Ontology annotation, molecular function: inositol 1,4,5 trisphosphate binding; inositol 1,4,5-trisphosphate-gated calcium channel activity. The transcript is spliced from 56 exons. Gene Ontology annotation, cellular component: endoplasmic reticulum; membrane. The record is from RefSeq and is a predicted model, not a curated record. NCBI's taxonomy places the organism in Eukaryota, Metazoa, Chordata, Actinopteri, Cypriniformes, Cyprinidae. Gene Ontology annotation, biological process: calcium ion transmembrane transport.
UCACUUCCUUGAUUUCACGGGACAGAGAGCGAGUCUCCUCCCACUCGAGUGGCAUAUUGGUGAGAAAAAGCCUCGUUUGUCUCACAGGAAGAAGUUGAAAACAUGAAGAAACGCGACAGUUAGAGGAUUCACAACUCAAAAGUCACGGGCUCAGCACAUCUCUUCUCUGGACGGCUGUAUUACAAUGUGUUACUGUCAAAGCGAAGAAACAAGUGGCUUGAGACACUGAGUCGCCUGGACACACUGCGCUUGAUCAGAGGGGCUAAAGUAUCCGAAAAACUACCAAACAUUUGCAGAUAUGUCGGAACACCGGUCCUGUUUCCUUCACAUUGGGGAUAUCGUGUCUCUGUAUGCGGAGGGAACUGUCAAUGGUUUCAUCAGCACUUUAGGGUUGGUGGAUGACAGAUGUGUGGUGCAACCAGAGGCUGGGGAUCUUACAAACCCCCCGAAAAAAUUCAGAGAUUGUCUCUUCAAGGUGUGUCCUAUGAAUAGGUACUCUGCACAGAGACAGUUCUGGAAGGCAAAACAGGGUAAACAUGGGAACAACACACAGGGAGAUCUCUUCAAGAAAUUACAGCAUGCAGCAGAACUGGAGCAGAAACAAAAUGACACAGAGAACAAGAAAUUGUUGGGAGAGGUUGUCAAAUAUAGCCGGGUUAUACAGCUUCUCCAUAUUAAGAGUAAUAAGUUCCUGACAGUGAAUAAGCGUCUUCCGGCCCUGCUAGAGAAGAACGCCAUGCGUGUGUCUCUGGACCCUUCAGGAAACGAGGGUUCCUGGUUCUACAUCCAACCUUUUUGGAAGCUACGCAGCGAAGGAGACAAUGUGGUGCUUGGAGAUAAAGUGGUUCUAAUGCCUGUAAACGCAGGACAGCCUCUCCACGCCAGCAACAUCGAACUCCUGGAUAACCGUGGCUGCAAAGAGGUUAACGCUUUGAACUGCAACACCAGUUGGAAGGUCACUCUUUUCAUGAAGUUCAGUGAAUACAGAGACGACGUAUUAAAAGGGGGGGAUGUGGUGAGGUUGUUUCAUGCCGAGCAAGAAAAGUUUCUUACUUGUGAUGAGUACAAAAAGCAGCAGUAUGUCUUCUUACGAACCACUCUCCGUCAAUCAGCAACCUCCGCCACCAGUUCAAAAGCACUAUGGGAAGUGGAGGUUGUCCACUAUGACCCCUGCAGAGGAGGAGCUGGCCAGUGGAACAGCCUGUUUCGUUUCAAACACCUGGCCACAGGACACUACCUUGCAGCGGAGGUGAAUCCUGAUUUCAAAGCUCGUACCGACAGUAUCAGCACCAAAAACGAGACCAGCACAGACACGUUGUACUCUAAAAAGAAGUGGCAGGCUGACAAGAUCCCCUACACCCUUCUUGCAGUGCCCCAUGGCAAUGACAUCGCCUCUCUUUUCGAACUGGAUGCCACCACCUUACAGCGGGCAGACUGCCUAGUUCCCAGGAACUCCUAUGUGAGACUCAGGAACUUGUGCACAAACACUUGGGUGACCAGUACUAACAUUCCCAUCGAUGUCGAGGAGGAACGACCCGUUAUGCUCAAGAUCGGCACCUGCCACAUGAAGGAGGACAAGGAGGCGUUUUCCAUUAAUUCUGUCCCCCUGUCAGAAGUCAGAGAUUUGGAUUUUGCCAACGAUGCCAACAAGGUCUUGGAGAUGUUUGUGCAUAUUUUGAAGAUCAGCAAUUUCGCAGUAGCAAAUGAACGCAGGUUUACUAUUAAGCUUUUGGAGGAUUUGAUCUUCUUUGUAUGCGAUGUGCCGAACAACGGACAGGACGUGCUGUCUGUGGUCAUCUCGAACCCCAACAGAGAGCGGCAGAAACUCAUGAGAGAGCAGAACAUCCUGGCACAGAUCUUUGGAAUUCUUAAAGCCCCAUUUUCUGAGGUUAAAGACUCGCCCAUGCCGAAGCUGGAAGAUAUGGGGGAGCAGCGCAAUGCUCCAUUUAAGUACAUGCUACAACUGUGUUACAGAAUUCUGCGCCAUUCCCAACAAGAUUACCGCAAGAAUCAGGAGUACAUAGCCAAGAAUUUUUCCAUCAUGCAGGCUCAAAUCGGCUAUGAGAUCCUGGCCGAAGAUACAAUCACUGCUCUCCUGCACAACAACCGCAAGCUGUUAGAGAAACACAUCACUGCACGUGAGAUUGAGACCUUUGUCAAACUUCUGCGCAGGAACCGAGAGCCCAGGUUUCUGGAUUAUUUGUCUGACCUGUGCGUCUCCAACAAAACAGCCAUUCCUGUCACUCAGGAACUGAUUUGCAAAUUCAUGCUGAACCCUACCAACGCCGACAUCCUCAUCCAGACCAAACUGAUCCCACACACAGAGAGUUCUCUGGAGUCAUCUUUAUUCCCGGACGAUUGUGAUGAUGAAGAGGUAUGGCUAUACUGGAUUGAUAACGACAAAGAGCCUCAUGGGAAAUCCAUCCGACACCUGGCUCAGGAUGCCAAGGAUGGACAAAAAUCAGAAGUUGAAGUCAUCACCUACUACAGGUGUCAACUCAAUCUUUUCGCUAAAAUGUGCCUGGAUCGGCAGUAUCUGGCCAUCAAUCAGAUUUCCAGUCAGCUGCCAGUAGAUCUAAUCCUCCGCUGCAUGUUUGAUGACUGCCUGCCUUACAACCUGCGUGCCUCAUUUUGUCGUCUGAUGCUGCACAUGCAUGUGGACCGCGACCCUCAGGAGGCUGUGGUUCCUGUUCGCUAUGCACGCCUCUGGACUGAGAUACCCUCCAAGAUCUCUGUCAAUGAGUAUGACUAUGAGUUCAGAGACACCUCCAGAGAGGACAUGAAGAGAAAGUUUGCGCCUACUAUGCAGUUUGUGGAUGAAUAUCUGAAAGAUGUGGUCAGUCAGCCUGAUCCCUUUGGAGACCGAGAGAAGAAUGAAUUGACCCUUGAGGUGGUCCACCUGGCGCGUAACCUGGUCUACUUUGGCUUCUACAGUUUUAAUGAGCUGCUGUGCCUCACACGCACACUGCUGGCCAUCCUUGACAUUAUCCAACCCACUUCCACAUUUAUGUUCAAACUCAACAAGACCCCCGAGGGAGGUAAUAAUGUCAUGCGUACCAUCCACGGUGUGGGUGAGAUGGUGACUCAGAUGGUUCUGAGCAGAGGCUUGAUAAUGCCUCACUGUCUCCCUGAUGCUCAGCCAAUCCACGGAAAGCAAAUCUGUCUCCCUGACAACCAGAACGUCAUGGUGAUGGACACCAAGCUCAGGAUUAUUGAGAUUCUGCAGUUCAUUCUGAAUGUGCGUCUCGAUUACCGCAUCACCUAUCUGCUGUCUAUCUAUAAAAAAGAGUUUGGUGACCAGACUUUGGACACUUCUGUUUCAUUGGCAGAAGUUCCUGUCAUGGCUGAGCCAAACAUUGAGGAGAUUGCGGAGAAAGCAGAGAACAUGUUUUCAGGGAGUGCUAAAGAGAGGAGCUCGGUGGACCUCGAUGAUGAAGGCGGUCAGACGUUUCUGAGGGUGCUUAUUCACCUGAUCAUGCAGGACUACCCUCCGCUGGUCUCCGGCUCUCUUCAGCUCAUCUUCAAACACUUCAGCCAGAGAGCCGAAGUUCUGCAGGCUUUCAAACAGGUCCAGUUGCUGGUUUCUGAGGAGGAUGUGGAGAAUUAUAAGAAGAUUAAGGCAAGUCUGGACCAGCUGCGGCUGACUGUGGAGAAGUCUGAGCUCUGGGUUGAGAAGAGUGGAGGUUACAGCAAUGAAGACAUGGGGGAGAAUCAAAACAAAGAGCAGAAUUUGGAGGAAGCAGGUAUCUUGAGCCCAGUGCAGGAUGGGAACAAUAAACCUCAAAUAGACAGCAACAAAGCCAACAACUACAAAAUCGUCAAAGAGAUCCUGCUGAGUCUCAGUAAACUCUGCUCUCCCGGUAAGAAGAUCCGUGUGCAGCAGCAGAGGUUGUUGAAGAACAUGGGAGCUCACACUGUAGUGCUGGACCUCCUCCAGAUCCCAUAUGAGAAGGGGGAUGAAAAGAUGGACGAGAUCAUGUCUCUAGCCCACACUUUCCUUCAGUACUUCUGCAGAGAUAACCCUCAGAACCAGGCGCUGUUGCACAAACACCUCAACCUCUUCCUCACCCCUGGGCUUCUGGAGGCGAAAACCAUGUGCUACAUCUUCAGGAACAACUACCACCUGUGCAAUGAGAUCAGCGACCGCGUGGUACAUCACUUCGUGCACUGCAUCGAGACCCACGGCCGCCACGUGCAGUACCUGCGCUUCCUCCAAACCAUCGUGAAAGCCGAUGGCAAAUACGUGAAGGAAUGCCAAUGCAAAGUCAUGAAUGAGCUGGUGAAUGGAGGAGAAGACGUGUUGGUUUUCUACAAUGACCGUGCCUCUUUCCCGGUGCUGCAAAAUAUGAUGUUGUCUCCGCGGGAGGAGAAUGAUGCUCUAGCGUACCACAUCACCCUAGUGGAGCUGCUGGCAGCCUGCACCGAGGGCAAGAACGUUGAUACGGAGCUCAAGUGCAACUCACUUCUGCCGCUUGAUGACAUUGUCAAAGUGGUCAUGUACGAAGGCUGCAUUCCAGAGGUAAAAAUAGCAUACGUAAAUUUCGUGAACCACUGCUAUGUGGACACUGAGGUGGAGAUGAAGGAGAUCUACACCAGCAACCACAUUUGGAAACUCUUUGACAAUUUCCUUGGAGAUAUAGAAACUGUGUAUAAAAACACCACAGACAGGAAGCAUGCGGAUACAUGGCUUGAAAAAUACGUCACAGAUACCAUCAUGGCCAUCGUCAAGGGCUUCUUCGGCUCGCAGUUCUCCGUCAGCAACUCAAACCUGCAGGCUCAUCAAGCAACUUUCGUUAAGCUGCUGCAGAAUGCCUUUAAACUCUAUAACUGCACCUGGCUCAACUCCCUGCAGAAGACUAACAUUGAGGGGUGCAUCAAAACCCUUGCUGACGUGGCAAAAAGCCGGGCAAUCCCCAUUCCAGUGGACCUGGACGGUCAGGUCAAUACCCUGUCACUAAAGACACACACCAGCAUGGUGCAGCGCGCAGUGAAAGACUGGAAGCUGUCGACCCGCGGCCGGCCCCGUAAGGAGCCUUUUGGGGCCCAUGAUUACAGGAUCAUUGAGAAACUUCAGGGGGUCAUUGUGUAUCUGGAGGAGCAGUUUAGUCCGCAGGUGCAUGCAGAGUUUUCUGUAUUAGUAGACGUACUGCAAAGCCCAGAGAUGCUGUUUCCUCAGCUCCGCAGUGAGGAUGGAGCCUUCAUGUCGAAGCUCAUCAAACACACCAAGAAACUGAUGGAGAAGGAGGAGAAGCUGUGUAUUAAGAUCCUGCAGACCCUGCGAGAGAUGCUGGAUAGGAAAGAAAUAUUCGAGGAAAAGGGUAACACACUGAGGAAGAGUCUCCUUACACACUACUUUGGCAACCAUCGGCCCCACGCCAAAGCCCUGGAGUACAGCGGCGGGAACAGCUCUUCCUCUGGAGGUGGUUCUCCAGGACAGGACUCUGAUAAGCCAGGCACUAGCGUAGCAGACAUCCAGUGUGCUCUGGACAACGUUGGAGCAUCUGAGCUGGUCAUCGACCUCAUCGUCAGCACAAAGAACGACCGUAUCUUUGAGGAGAGCAUUUUACUGGGCAUUGCACUCCUAAGAGGAGGAAAUACACAGAUUCAGAACUCUUUCUACAAUCAACUGCACAAGCAGAAGAAGUCUGAGAAGUUCUUCAAGGUCUUCUACGAUCGAAUGGAGCUGGCGCAGAAAGAGAUCCGCUCCAGUGUGUCAGUCAACAUGUUUGAGCUCAGCUGCAGGAAGAGAGAGGAGGAGGGCGAGGGCUCUGGGAUCAGACAUAAAAAAGUUCGAGACUUGCAACUCCGAGAAGACAUUCGGGGUCAGCUAAAAGACGCUUCCUCGGUCACCUCCAAAGCCUACAGCACCUUUCGCCGGGAAGUGGACCCUGAGAUUGAGCCGAUGGGAUCGGGGGUAGACGGGAUGGAGGAGGUGGUGGAGGAGACCCAGAUGAGCCAGGCCAUCAUCAUCAUGAAUCCCAUCCUACGCUUCCUUCAGCUGCUCUGUGAGAAUCAUAACCGGGACCUGCAGAACUUUCUGCGAGAUCAGAACAACAAAACCAAUUAUAACCUGGUGUGUGAGACGCUGCAGUUUCUUGACUGUAUCUGUGGCAGUACGACGGGAGGACUGGGGCUGCUGGGGCUCUACAUUAAUGAGAGGAAUGUGGACCUGGUCAAACAGACACUAGAGACCAUCACGGAGUACUGCCAGGGUCCCUGCCACGAAAACCAGUCAUGCAUAGCCAGGCAUGAGUCAAACGGCAUUGACAUCAUCAUCGCUCUCAUUGUGAAUCCAAUUGAUCCGCUGGGGAAGAACCGACUUGACCUCGUGCUGGAGCUGAAGAACAAUGCUUCUAAACUUCUUCUGGCCAUCAUGGAGAGUCGUCAUGACAGUGAGAAUGCAGAGAAGAUCUUGUACAAAAUGAGACCCAAUGAACUGAUUGACGUGAUCAAGGAGGCUUACGUUCAAGGAGAAGAGAGUGAGAUUGAUCAAGAGAUAUCAGAUCAGAUCAGACCUAAAGAUGUUGGCCACAACAUCUACAUCCUGGCCCAUCAGUUGGCACGCCAUAGAAAAAACCUCCAGCAGAGUUUGAAACCUGGCCCAGAUCCAUCCAUAGAAGGAGAAGCAGCGCUCCUAUACUAUGCCAACCACACUGCUCAGAUAGAGAUCGUCCGCCAUGACCGCACAAUGGAGCAGAUUGUGUUUCCUGUUCCUAACAUCUGUGAGUACUUAACAGAAGAAUCAAAAGUGCGCGUGUUCACAACAACCGAGCGGGACGACCAGGGCAGCAAGGUCAACGACUUCUUCCAGCAGUUUGAUGACCUCUACAAUGAGAUGAGGUGGCAGAAGAAAAUAAGAAGUGGGUUGUUUUGCUUUCUGCAAAAACAAUGUAACAAUUUAUCACCAGUUCGAGCCUGUGUCAGAGUCAUUAUGCUGAUGUACUGCUGUGUGUUUGCAGAUAAUGCACCACUUUUCUGGGUGUCAAAACAUAUAUCUCUGUGGGGUAGUAUCUCCUUUAACUUGGCUGUGCUAAUCAACUUGGCUGUUGCUCUUUUCUACCCAUUUGGAGAUGAUGGAGAUGAAGGUGUCUUGCCGUCGUUCUUGUCCAUCUUGCUUUGGGUUGCAGUGGUCGUGAGCACAUUCACGUUGUUUGUUCUUCCCCCGCGUGGAGGAAUCCUGGUGUUCCUGGUCACAGUCAUCUUCCGCUCUAUUUACACGCUGGGCUUAGGACCCACACUGCUGCUUUUGGGGGCCGCCAAUCUGCUGAAUAAAAUCGUGUUCCUGGUUAGUUUUGUGGGGAACCAGGGCACGUUCACACGAGGAUACAAAGCAGUUAUCAUGGACGUCUUCUUCCUUCUGCAUGUCAGUUACGUCAUCGUUUGCAUGCUGGGUCUGUUCGUACACGAGUUCUUCUACAGUAUUCUGUUGUUUGAUCUUGUGCGACGAGAGGAAACACUUCUAAACGUGAUGAGGAGCGUGACCAAGAACGGCCGCUCCAUCUUCCUCACAGCUGUUCUGGCUAUCAUCCUGGUCUACCUCUUCUCCAUUGUGGGCUUCCUCUUCUUUAAAGAUGACUUCCUCAUGGAAGUCGACCGCCUCCCUGCUUUAAAGAAGAUGAAUGUGAAGGAGCCCACGAGCUGUCAGAGUGAGACCUGUUCUAACUCCCCUUUUAGUUCUCACCACGUGGAAGAAGAGGAUGAAGAUGGUACAGAGCGCGUUUGUGACACCCUGCUGAUGUGCAUCAUUACGGUUCUGAACCACGGGCUGAGGAACGGAGGAGGAAUCGCAGAUGUUCUGCGCAAGCUCUCUAAAGAGGAGCCCAUGUUCCCGGCACGCGUCGUGUAUGACCUCUUGUUCUUCUUCAUUGUCAUCAUCAUUGUGUUGAACCUCAUCUUCGGUGUGAUCAUUGACACCUUCGCUGACCUGAGGAGUGAGAAACAGAGAAAGGAAGAAAUUCUGAAGACGACCUGCUUCAUUUGUGGCCUUGAGAGAGACAAGUUUGAUAACAAGACCGUGUCGUUUGAGGAGCACAUCAAGUCAGAGCACAACAUGUGGCACUAUUUGUACUUCCUGGUCUUGGUGAAGGUGAAGGACCCCACUGAGUACACGGGCCCCGAGAGCUACGUAGCCCAAAUGAUUAAGGAGAAGAAUCUGGACUGGUUUCCACGGAUGAGGGCCAUGUCUUUGGUAAGCUCUGAGGGAGAGAGCGAACAGAACGAGAUCCGAUUGCUGCAGGAGAGACUGGAAACCACCGUUGAUCUCGUGGCUCAGCUGUCUUCCCAGCUGUCUGAGCUUAAAGAGCAGAUGACAGAGCAAAGGAAGAAUAAACAGAGACUGGGCUUCCUGGGCCCAUCACAGGUGAACCAUCAAAUUCCCCCUGCACACUGAGGACGACCCAUCGCACCUCUCCACACACACACUCACACACAGAUGCUGAUGUUCACAGCACGGACAACACUACACUCAUGGUGAUAUCACACUUUACAUCAUGACAUGACGGUUGUCCAGUUAGAUCCUGCUUUAAUGAGUGUCGUUUUCUAAGCGUUUUCUCAUUUAGAUCGUAUAGACGGAUUACGUUUGGAAAUAUACUGAGUGUGUUUGUUUGGAAAAUCAUGACCCCUGUGCGUAUGAGGGCUCACAUCAGAUGACUCAAACAGUCUUUGGAAGGGCUGACUGAAUUUUUCUUUUUUUUUCUUUUUUUUUUUUUUAAGUUUCAAGUAUUAACUCCUUUACAUUUUAAUUGUCCUGUCCAACUGGAGUAUUGCUGUAAUUCAAGGAGGACUUCAGUCUGUGAGGGAAAUACUGGAAAGAUAAAGUGCCUUUAAACAAUUUAAUAGUUUUUUAUAAUUCAAACUCACAAUAACUUCAAUGAAAGAUGUAAGACUGGAAAUAUUAUUAUCUCAUAAUCAGACAAUCAUGUGCCUUGGAAUCUGUUAGUGUCACCUUCUACGAAGACCUAAACGCUAGUCUUAACUCUUAAAUGAUGAUCAUUUUUAUUAUGUAUUUUAUGUUGGAGAUGUUUCUAGCAUAUUUGUGCUUGCCUUAUAUAAAGUUGUACAGAAAAUAAUAAAGAAUGUAUAUUUGGUA